AGUAUUGUACUGUCCUGUAACAGGAACGAUAUCUUCGCACUGUCGUGGAGCACAAUUUUGUAGAUCAUCGCAACCUAUCGCUCGCUAAUUAUUCAGCUGCAUCCAUUGAAGCAAAGAUGACAUCGUUCGCCAUCGAUACAGGGGAUUCUUAUGAAAAAAGAUUUCAAAUUUACCGAGAAAAGUCCGGAGAAAAUUUCCGAGACCUCGAUGUCCUCAAGUCACGUCUACCAGGAGAAGCGUGUUCAAUCCUUAAGGAAACCGGUCGAGAUCGCCUAAAUAUCCUUAGCAUCGGAAGUGGCUCAGGAGAGGUUGAUUUUGAAAUUCUCAAAAUGAUUAAGGCAGAGCUUCAAGCCAAUGGUUAUGACUGCGACAAGAUGAAAAUAUUCAAUCGAGCAGUUGAACCUAAUGAGCACUACAUCAAUGCCUACGAAGCUUCAAUUAGUGAUUUCCAGAAAGAUUUAGGUGGACAAGUCACAUUUGAUCUAGUAAAGGGAGCGUUCGAAGAAUAUCUAAAGAAAAAGCCUGACUCAGUUAGGUUUGAUAUUAUUCACUGGGUACGGAGUAUCUACUAUGUGGACGCGGAGCAAGCGUUGCGUGACUGCUUCGAUACAGAGCUGAGCAAUGGAGGGAAGAUAGCUUUAGUCUUAGCCGGCGCUGAUGACCUGAUUAGCCACGUCCACAAAAUGCUCUGGCCGAAUGGAAAGCCUAUGAAAAGUGAGCCAUUUGAGCUUCAAGAUGUGGAGAAAAUUUUGAAGAUUGCUGAUAAAAAUGGAUGGAAAAACGACGUUUCUUCAGUGCAGUACUCACUCGAUGUCACUGAAAUUCUAGACGACAAAUCGAUCAUUGGGAACCUAUUGUUGGAUUUUAUCACCCAGAAAACUAAUUUCCGUGAAACUACUGAACAGCAAAAGCUGACUGAUACUUUAGAAUUGAUGAAGAAAAAUGUUGUUUUGGAGGAUGGGAAGUAUUUAGGCAGAAAAAGUAGCAAUAUAGUUUUUUUCUACAAAUAGUUCUUAUCAUACAUGAAGAAGAUUUGCCUCAAGGGAGGGGACCCUAGGGUCACUGUGCAGUAGAUGCAUUGUUAUACUUUAUUUUCCCUUGGUUUUAGAAUGAGACUUGCUAGGUCUCUAGCAUAGCUGCUAAUUAUCCCAGAAAAAUUAUAAAUUAUAAAAAUUGUUAAUUAUAUAUUCUUGAUCAAAGAUUCUGUUCUUUUUCACUGAUCUACCCUGUUUAAUUGACUAAACAAAAAAAUUCUGAAAUUUUGUUUUAAGACAGUUUUAUAUGAUUUACUGAAGAAGAUCCGUGGUCACAGAUCGAAACGUCUGUAAAAGUACAAUGAAACUGAAUAUUAUUCUUCGUGGAAAAGUGAUAAAUGAUACUUAUUCAUUUGUCUUACAAUUAAAGGUUAUUUGUAGAGGACCGCGACGUCUCGACUGCAAACUGCUAGUCAUUAUCAUGCGAUGGUGUAGACUGGUUGGUGUGUCUCUUAUACCCGUGGGGGGUAGGGGGCRGGGUACUCCCCUAUAUUUGCUAUACGGGUAUGUGCCGUCCCAUAGGGUAUGGCUUUUCGGUUUUUGGGUCUGGGGUUGGGUAUCAUUUUUGUCUGCUGGGAUAGGGUUAACGGAUUUCGUCGUUUUUGUCUGACGAAUAGACUACGCUUUCUGAUGGCACAAAAACAAUAAAAACGUUAG
Actinia tenebrosa (Australian red waratah sea anemone) is the source of this 1691-nucleotide messenger RNA. RefSeq names its product histamine N-methyltransferase. The record is from RefSeq and is a predicted model, not a curated record. Lineage: Eukaryota; Metazoa; Cnidaria; Anthozoa; Actiniaria; Actiniidae.